Molecule: messenger RNA, 3617 nt
Organism: Frankliniella occidentalis (western flower thrips)
Lineage: Eukaryota; Metazoa; Arthropoda; Insecta; Thysanoptera; Thripidae
Product: myosin-9-like
Source: RefSeq, a predicted model, not a curated record
ACAGCUGUCGGCGCAGCGGGCUGAGUGUGAGGUGCUGCAGCUGCAGGUGACGGAACUGGGCUCGCAGGUGACGGAGCUGGGCUCGCAGCUGUCGGCCAAGGCGAAGGAGGCGUCGCAGCUGCUGGUGCAGGUGGCCACCCUGGAGGAGAAGGCCGCGAGCAAGGAGGUGGCAGUGGACAAGCUGCAGCUGGAACUUGAGUCGUCGCGGAGGGAGUCGGGGGAGACCAAGCAGAAGCUGGAACAGCUCGAGGCCACCCUGGGCGACCUGAAGACGAACAACGAGGAGCUCAGCCAGAAGUUGACAGAAAAACUGGAGCAAGAUGCAAAGGACAAAGCGCACGGACAGACGCUGGAGUCUCUCACGGCCAGAGUGGCCGAGCUGGAGAAAGAGCUGGAGGAGACGCGCGCCGAGCGAGCCACCCUGGAGGAGGCGCUCGCCAAGGCCGUGGCCGAGGUGGAGGCCGAGCGCGACGCUCUGGACGAGGCCCUGGAGGAGGCGCUCGAGGACACCACCGCCCGCUUCCAGAAGGAGUUCGAGGAGCUCCGGACCGUGCACGCGGACCGCGAGCAGCAGCUGCUCGCGGACCUCGAGUGGAAGCUGAGGGAGGUGCAGUCGGCCAGCAAGAAGAAGGUCGACGAGAAGGACCGCACCCUUCGGGAGCUGCUCGUCAAGGUCACCAACCUGGAGGAGGCCGCCGCGUUAGCCGAGAAGCACGCCGCGACCGCCAGGGCCGAGACGGAGCAGCUGCGGGGGCUCAACAUCGAGCAGCAGAGGGCGCUGAGGCUCAACACGAGGGACAUGGAGCAGCUGCAGGUCAACGAGAAGGUGCUCAAGGAGGAGGUGGCGAGGCUACGGGCCUCCCUGGACCGGGAGAAGGUGCACAUCGACACCAUCCUGGAGCGGCACUCGGCUGAACUCGCGGAGACGGAGCACGAGUACCAGGCCAAACUGGAGCAGACCAAGAAGGACACGGCCGAGCAGUGGCAGACGCGCAUGCACGCCGAGAUCAUCAGGCUGCAGACGGACCUGGAGCAGUCCCACGCCGAAGACAAGGUGGCCGCGCUGCACGCGCAGGCGCGCGAGCUGACCCAGGACGCGGACCGCGUCAAGCAGCAGCUGCAGCGCCGCCUGGAGACGGCCAACGCGGAGGUGGCCGCGCUCACCAGCAAGCUGAGCGAAAAGGCGGCGCAGCUGAACCGCGAGCUCGAGAAGCUGCAGACCAACGCGGACCGGGACAUCUUCGAGCUGCGGCGGCAGCUGGACAGGAUCGACCUCAAGUACCAGGAGCAGAUCGAGUCCAUGGAGAAGCGCCACGAAGAUGAGAUGGACAAGGCGCGCGCCGAGCACGAGCGGCGCAUGUCGGCCUGCGAGCAGGGCUACCAGCUGCAGAGCGCGUCCACCAGGGCCACCCUGGAGCUGGUCAAGGAGCAGAUGCGGCGGGAUGCGGACGCCUCGCUGCAGGAGCUGGCCGCCAAACACCGCGCCGAACAGGAGGAGCAGGUGCAGCAGCGGAACCGGCUCGAGGCGCAGGUGGCGCAGCUGACGGCGUCCUUGGACCUGGCCAAGGAGGCCGAGCCGAAGAGGGACCAGCUCGCCGUGCAGGUUUCAUCUUUGCAAACCGAGCUCAAGCAGAUCGCCAGCAACCACAAGCAGGCGCUGCACAAGGCACAGGAGGAGGCGCUGAAGAAUGUCAGAGCGAAAGAGACAGAGCUCGCCGAGCAGAGGAAACAGGCGGAAGAAGAGAGACGACGUCUGCGCGCCGAGCUCAGCAAGGAGGCGGACGACAGGGUGGCCAAAGUCCAGCAGAGGGUCGACGCCCUCCAAGCUCAGCUCAAGGGGCGCGCCGAGGACCGCGCCACCAUCGAGGACCUCCGGCGCACGGUGGUGGCCAAGGACGCCGCCCUGGAGAGGCUGAGGGCCGCCCCGAGGCCCGAGGACGCCAACGCCAUGCAGCAGCUGAGAGACGGCGUCGCGGAGCACAAGGCCGUCAUCGACAAGCUCAGGGCCUCUCUCGCCGAGCGAGAAAAGCAGCUGCAGGAAAAAGAGACUAUCCUUCGGGAGAAGGAGACCAUGGUCAAGGACCGGGACGCGGCGCUUAGGAAGUCACAGAGCAACCCGAGGCCGCAGGACGCGCAGAAGCUGGACGAGCUGAGGAGACUACUCAAAGAAAAAGACAUGGAGAUUCACAGGCUCAACAAUGAGGAGCUGACGUCCCUACGGAAGAAAGCCCAGGAGUCCGAGGCCGAGCUGCUCAAGGUGCGCGCCGAGGCCGCGCAGGUCCGGGAGUCCCUGGUGCAGGUUGGCGAGCUGAAGAAGGCGCUAGGAGAGAAGGAGGAUGCCAUUGCCAAACUGGGGCAGCAGCUCAGCCAGCGGCAGCGGGAGGACAGCAACAAGAAGCUCAAGCAGCACGCCCAGCAGAUCGAGGAGCUCAAGAAGGCCCUCGCGGACAAGGACUCCGGCCUGGCGAAGGCCGCCGCCGAGAUCGCGCAGCUGCAAAAGAACGCCACGGACAAGGCGGCGCAGAAGGCCAUGGCGGAGAAGGACAAGGCGCUGGCGCGGCUGGAGGCGGCGCGCGAGGCGCCCCGGCCCGAGGACGCGGCCAGGAUCGCGGAGCUGCAGCGGGCGCUGGCCAGCAAGGAGGAGGAGCUCGGCAGGCUAAGAGAGUCCUCCAAGAGGCCCGGAGACAUCACGGAGAUGCAGCGGGCGCUGCUCACUCGCGACGACGAGAUCUCCCGCCUCAAGGACGCGGUGAGAGCGCGCCACGGGCCGUACGAGGCCGAGCUCAGGAGGCAGCUCGCCGAGAAGGAGGCCGCCGUCUGCCGGCUGCAGGAGGAGAACAGGAGGUUCCAGGCGGAGCUGUCCAAGGACAGGACGGCCUCAGGGGUCACGCACGGGGCGCAGCCCGCACCGCCCCCGACCGCCAUCCCGGUGGCUGCAGUGCAGCCGCAACAGCAGCAGAAGCAGGCGCAGCCGCUGCAGAGUGCUCAGUACAAGCAGCCGCCACAGCAACCGCCACAGCAACCGCCCCUGCAGCAGCAGCCAUCGCCACAACAGCCACCCCCACAGCAGCAGCAGCAGCCUCAACCCACUCUGUACAAACCUCAGCAACAAACUGCCAGUCCACAAGCUCAGCCUCCGCCACAACCGCAGCCUCAGCAGCCGCAACACAGUCAGCCCGGCAAGGCGCAGCCCCAAAAGGCAUCCAAUCCGGAGCCUGAAGAAAGAAAGGUGGAUGCAGCUUGUGUGGUGUCCUAGUGACGGUUCUACAUCAACCCUUAGCUCUAAGACCUGCCCCACGCGCCCCGUCCCGACCAACCCUACAGUGCCCUUCAACGCAAGAAGGGCGGGAAGGGAAAGGGGCGCGGCACUCGGAAGAGGUAGCGGCCUGGCCUGCCUCGGCCUGGGCGGUCCGGCCCUGAGCCCGGCUCGCCACGGUCAGUGCGACGCGGCGCGACUCGCCACGGCCAGUGAGCCCCAGGUGGGCGUGCGCAGCCCUGGCGCUGUUGGUGUUUGUUGUUGUUGUUUCUUGUUGUUCCUGCUUGUUGCUGAGAGGCAUGGCUGGCAGUUCGGUCGUGGCGAGAGCAAACUGAAAUAUUACAAAAAAAAACAAAAAACA